Messenger RNA from Coregonus clupeaformis (lake whitefish), 4227 nucleotides. RefSeq names its product CREB-regulated transcription coactivator 1-like. Gene Ontology annotation, cellular component: nucleus; cytoplasm. Gene Ontology annotation, biological process: positive regulation of transcription by RNA polymerase II; protein homotetramerization. The transcript is spliced from 14 exons. Gene Ontology annotation, molecular function: cAMP response element binding protein binding. The record is from RefSeq and is a predicted model, not a curated record. Bases 20 to 1825 code for a protein of 601 amino acids. Lineage: Eukaryota; Metazoa; Chordata; Actinopteri; Salmoniformes; Salmonidae.
UUGAGAAGAAGAGCAAAAGAUGGCGAGCUCAAACAAUCCACGUAAAUUUAGCGAGAAAAUCGCUUUACAUAAUCAGAAACAGGCGGAGGAGACUGCGGCUUUCGAAGAAGUGAUGAAAGACCUAAACAUUACUAGAGCUGCACGGUUGCAGUUACAGAAGACCCAGUAUUUGCAACUAGGGCAGAAUCGUGGACAGUACUAUGGAGGCUCACUGCCCAAUGUCAAUCAGAUUGGAAAUAGCAACAUUGACCUGCCUUUUCAGAAUUCCGCUUUGGACACCAGUCGGUCGACCAGGCAUCACGGGCUGGUGGACCGUGUUUACCGCGAUCGGAACCGCAUAACCUCCCCCCAUCGCCGGCCCAUCUCUGUGGACAAACAUGGCCGCCAGAUUGACAGCUGCCCCUAUAGCUCAGUGUACCUCUCACCCCCACCGGAUACAAGUUGGAGGAGGACAAACUCCGACUCAGCCCUACACCAGAACACCAUGAACCCUGUGCCCCAGGAUGCGUUUGCAGGGGGAUCACAAGAGCUACAGCCUAAACGAGUGCUGCUGCUUACGGUGCCUGGGACUGAGGAGUCUGAAUCAAGCGCAGACAAGGAUACACAGUGGGAUAACAAAAAGAAUGACUCAUCAAGAAACAAGUCCUGCGAAGUCCCUGGGAUCAAUAUAUUUCCAUCACCAGAUCAGGAAGUGAACACGUCAUUGAUCCCAGCCACGCUGAAUACGGGAGGCUCCCUGCCUGAUCUGACCAACAUCCAGUUCCCCCCACCGCUGCCCACUCCGCUGGACCCAGACGACACUGUGGCGUUUCCUUCCCUUAGCUCUUCCAACAGCACAGGCAACCUGACCACCAACGUCACCCACCUCGGCAUCAGUGCUGCCAGCCAUGGGAACACCACCACCUCUCAGCCUACAAUGACUAUGGCAGCCCAGCGCAGGCAGCCCACCCUGAUCCCCCUAACCCUCAACGCAGACCCCCAGCCACAGCAGUCCCCGCAGCAGCUCUCCCCCACGCUGUCGCCCCCUCUCAACAUCCAGGCGGUGGCGAUGGAGGCCUUUACUCUGGAGCAACAGCUAUCCCAGUAUGCUUUCUUUAGCCAGCUGACAGCGCAGGCCCAGGCCCAAGUGCUCAAUGACCUGCAGCAGCAGGCCCUGCCCCAGGGCAUCAGGCUGAUCACCCUGGCCACCACCACUGCCCCCACAGCCACCCAGUCCUCCCAGGACAGCCAGAUCCAGACGCCCGCAAGCGUCAACAUCAACUCGUACCGCAAUCAGACAGGCUCUCCGGCCAAUCAGUCUCCAACCUCCCCAGUCUCCAAUCAAGGCUUCUCCCCUGGCGGCUCGCCUCAACACAUUCCAGUGGUGGGCAGUAUAUUUGGGGAUUCGUUCUACGAUCAGCAGCUAGCAUCUCGGCAGACCAAUGCUCUCUCCCACCAGCUCGAGCAGUUCAAUAUGAUUGAGAACCCCAUCAGCUCCAAUAGCCUAUACAGCCAGUGCUCUACCCUCAACUACACACAAGCAGCCAUGAUGGGCCUUACAGGGAGCAGCCUGCACGACUCCCAGCAGUUGGGUUACAGUAGCCAUGGCAACAUCCCUAACAUCAUCCUCACAGUCACAGGUGAGUCUCCACCCAGCCUCUCUAAGGAGUUAACCAACUCACUGGCUGGUGUUGGAGAUGUCAGCUUUGACGCGGACUCUCCGUUCCCAUUGGAUGAGCUGAAGAUCGACCCUCUCACCCUGGACGGACUGCACAUGCUCAAUGACCCCGACAUGGUUCUGGCUGACCCUGCCACUGAGGACACGUUCAGGAUGGACAGGCUGUAAUGCAGAAUGCUGGCUGUGGCCAACAAAAAAAUUACCCUGGGAAGAAAGGGAAACGAGGCAUGGUGGGGGUGAAUCAUCUCCCCAGUUUCAUGGCCGUUCAGCUAUCUGAUCUCACCCUCAAGUCCUUUGAAAUUAUAUGCCAUCAAAAACCAUUGCAGAGAAGAACAUGCAAUGACUUGUUGGGUUUGGGAAGGGCAUAGCUGUCAUUUCCAAUGAGAUUGUUAGUUGGUCAGAGCUUUGCUAGCCUGCUGCGUUAUUUAUAUAUGUGUGUGUGUGUGUGUGUGUGUGUGUGUGUAUAUAUCUCAUUACUUACCAUAUAUCCCACCGUGUCACAGUUGAACAGAUUUUAUCUCCUUUUUAUUUUAUUACAUUUUUUCAUUAUUUAUUUUUUUACAACUCUACAUUUUGCGAUUUCAAAAGCAAAAAGCCACUAGGAAGAUGAGCUGCACCAUACGUAUCAUGAAUACUGUGUACAAUAUUAUGUGCAAAAUACCACAUCCAAGUUAUUUCUACCCUAUAAUUGAAAUUGAUUAUCUUUCCCUACCCACCAUAACAGCUUUAUACUUCACACUCAAAGCUUUAUUUUUAUUGACAACCAAAUGUUAAUGUUAGUAUGUUGGAUUGUUAUAUAUUUAAAUGUUUAUUUAUUGAAAUAUUUAUUAAUUUAGUUGAAUGUCUUUUUUAUUAUGUUGCAUUUCAAAAUGUGUUUGAGUUCGAUGCCAAAAUUGCUCUGCUGUGGUCAUAUUGUACAUACUGCACUGAUGUUAUUUAUGUGUAUUUAUUCAUUUCUAACCUACAUACUGUAUUUAUUAAGCUACUCUGUUAACUUAAGGAGUACAAAUCCUCCCCAUAUUUGCUCAUAAGCUCUAACGGGUGCCAGUUGCUACGACAUCUCGCUAGAUAGAAUUAGCUUCGGCCUCUUAAAAUAUAGUAUAGGGUCUGCAAGUGUUCACCCAUGUUUUUAUCACUUACAUGGGCCAGAAAUCUUUGGGUUUUGUCUUGUGCCAACUCGGUUGUUUUAAGUUUGUUAUAAUUAAUGAGAAACAUGUACAACAGAUGCUUGCAUUUUAGCAGCUGAUAAGGUUAAGCAAAUGUGACAAUGAAAACACUGUAAAGGCAAAUUCCCAAAACAAGAUGGCCAUAUUUCUCCUUUGCUUGUUGAAAAUGGAUAUCCAGAUUGAAUGCCUCCUGAAAAUCUGAAGGAUACAAUGUCCUCAGAAACCUAUUGAACUUGUCACUGUGAGAUCACCUGAUUUUGCCUUACAUAUUGAGUAUUAUACUGUUUUUAAGUCUUAACUAAUGUGACAAUGUAUUUUCUUAACUUCUCGUAAUAUUUUCUUGUAUUUGAGAGGACUUUUAACUCCUAGUCAGUGACUAUAUUUGUUAUGUAGUGUAAAGUUCGACAAAUAACUGUACUGUAUUUUUUUACUGGUACACUUUCUAGCCAAAUUCUUGAUGAUUUUGUAAAAAAAAGCAAAUAUUGGGUUCAGAUUUGUGAUGGAGAGUGCAAAUAUGGGUAGGGUUUCUGCUUCUUAAAGGGAAACUGACAAAAACGCACAAAAUGAUUUUGUGCUCCUUACCCCAGAUUUUGGUAGAAAAUUGUAUGGAACAAUUACAAUAUGACUUAUAUAUUAUAUUUGGUUAUUCCCUCCAGAUUAUGGCUGGUAGAAAACAAGCUGAACAUUACAUUUUAUGCACACAGCGAAAUUGGUCCCAAAAUACAUGUAGAACUUCACAAAAGUGGUUAAAAUUGAUGAAGAGAUUUUGUCCAUACACCAAUUUGCCUUUUAAUUUUACUCUAUCUUUCCCUCCGAUUCAUAUUCUAACAUUUUUGUUUAAAAAACGAAUAUAGUGGUUGGAGGUAAGUGACUAGAUUGCAACUUGGCUAAAUUGGACGUUCUAUGGGCUGAGAUCGUUUUCAUACUCAAGGCAUCGUGUCAACUAUAUUAUUUGUUUGGUGAAGAACACAAUAUCAAGCUUUUAUUUUUCAGUUCACCUUUAAAAUGUUGAUAGCUGUGUAGGAUCAUGUUUCUAUUGUACAAUGUAUUGUGUGUGUAUAUACAGAAAACAUACAUAUGUUAAUUUACUUCCCUAAAUUCCAAAGUGGGAGGAGGCAUAUUGCCCCAAAUAUAAUGUACAUAUAAAAAAAAAGGAAGUAAAAAGGAAUCAGUUGGAUUACUUCAUACCUCAAAGAACUAUUGUUUUUGCAGACACGAUUUUAAAUGUUCAUGUUCAUUUAAUUUUUCGUUGCCUAUUGACUUGUUUAUUAAUCAGAGUCUAUGUUUUGCAUCAAUAAGAUUUGUGAUUCCUAUGCAAAUCAUAACGAAAGAUCAGACCAUUGCAUCAGAAUAGAAUAUAGAUAUAGAUGAUAUACUGUGUGUGUGUGUAUGUGUGUGUGUGUG